Ectocarpus siliculosus is the source of this 210-nucleotide messenger RNA. The record is from the annotation of a GenBank genome assembly. Lineage: Eukaryota; Phaeophyceae; Ectocarpales; Ectocarpaceae.
AUGGCGCACCCAUGGCGCGACGCUGCGAUUGCCACCGGGCUGAUAUCGUCGGUUCCGACGAUGGUGUUGCCUUUCAUCCCGGAGAGCGCGACCAAGCCGGGGAGCGCGGUCCAGCGCAUCUUGCUGUGCUUUGCCGUCGGUGGAAUGAUGGGAGACGUGUUCCUCCAUCUCCUUCCGCAUCUGUUGACGGGUCACAAAUCUAAGUGUUAA